UCAUUCAUUCGAUGCCUGCCCAGCGAGUUAGAUUUGAGUGACUGAUUUAAAGCUCACAGCAGCAAUAACUACUCCUUUGCGCGCCCACUUCAAAGCCCCUCCAUUCCAUUUCCCCUCCCACCAGCGACUGUUGACCACGAUUGCGACAACAUGGUGCGAUUGAGAGAGAUUCCGAGGACCGCGGCUUUUGCCUGGUCCUCUGGGUCAGCCAAGCCUCUGCUGGUCACCGGAACCCGCGCUGGGGCCGUCGAUGAUAGCUUCUCGGACGAGGUCAAGCUUGAAUUGUGGGACCUGAACCUGGACAGCCAGGAGCAGGGACUCGAGCUUCAGCCCAUCGCCAGUAUCGCCGUUGACUCAAAAUUCCAUGACCUUGCGUGGGGUCCACCAGACGAUACACACACCCGAGGCAUCAUUGCCGGCGCCCUCGAGAAUGGCUCACUGCAGCUGUGGGACGCCGAGAAGCUUGUCUCUGGGUCGUCCGACGCGCAGAUUGCCCAGACGACAAAACACAGCGGCGCCAUCAAGUCUCUUCAGUUCAACCCGCUGAAGCCCCAGAUCCUCGCGACCGCAGGCGAUAAGGGAGAGCUGUGGAUUCACGACAUCAACGAUAUUGAGAACCCACUGCGCCUGGGCAACGCCGCGGCUCGAUCUGACGAUAUUGAGUGUGUAGCAUGGAACAGGAAGGUCUCACAUAUCCUGGCCACUGGCGGCUCAGGGGGAUUUGUGACUGUCUGGGACCUG
Molecule: messenger RNA, 741 nt
Organism: Cryphonectria parasitica EP155
Lineage: Eukaryota; Fungi; Ascomycota; Sordariomycetes; Diaporthales; Cryphonectriaceae
Product: WD40 repeat-like protein
Exons: 2
Biological process (GO): intracellular protein transport; endoplasmic reticulum to Golgi vesicle-mediated transport; endoplasmic reticulum organization
Cellular component (GO): COPII vesicle coat; endoplasmic reticulum exit site
Molecular function (GO): protein binding; structural molecule activity
Source: RefSeq, a predicted model, not a curated record